AUGUCCGUUGUGAAUGACGAUUUUAAACCAUUACUCAUAGAAUGGGUUGAAGAAGAAGCCAUAAAUGCUACGAGAAGAGGAUCAAAAAUGGUCGAUCUAUAUAACAAAAUUUUAUUUCAACUACGACAAUACCAACUUCCCAUAUGUGAUUUGAAAACAUUGAAACUGAUCAAAUACGUAGGUGAUAAAACUGCAAAUCAAUUAAGAAAGAGGAUUGCUAAACAUUGUAAAGAAAAGGAAUUGACAUUACCUCGAGGGUUUAUGGAUGUCGCAGAAAAGCAUCGUUUAGACUUGGAAGAAUCCAACCUUUCACUGUCAACUUCAACCACUAAAAAUACAAACAAACGAGCUAAAGCUUCUGGCAAUAGUAAAUCAAAAUAUGUUCCCAAACAUAGAUCAGGAGGGUUUGCCAUAUUAAUUGCAUUGUAUCUUUAUGAUAAAGACCGAAACGGAAUGACCAAAGAACGAAUAAUUGCCGGAGCCACCCCGUAUUGUGAUCGUUCAUUCAGUAACAAUGCCGCUUCCAAGGAAUUUUAUUCUGCAUGGAGCUCUACUAAAACAUUAGAGAACCAUAAUUUGAUUUCAACCACUGGAAGAUCCCCCAAAAUUUAUUUUUUGACUGACGAAGGGGUAUCGUUGGCACAACAAUUGAAGACUGCUAUUGGGCUAUCAUCCCCUGCUCAAGGUAAUAAUAUGGAUGAUAGAAAUUUGAUAAUAGAGCAGUCAUUUGAUAAUGGAGUUCGACUUGAUACAAGUUUUGAAUUAUCAUCACCAGCAGGGCGUGCAAUGUUGAGUAGUUCGCCAAUAAGGAGAAUAAGCAAUCCUGCUCACAGUAAUAGAACCAUUCAAAAGAUAUUAGAAAAGGAAUUACGAAGUAGUGAACCCCUGCCAUCCCUGCAACAUGAUGCUGGUAAUAGAAUUUAUGAUGGCAUCAAGUAUGAAGUCUGGAGAAAGGAAGAUUAUGAAGUAAUAGUCUAUAUGGACAACCGGGAAAUUAGAUCACGAGCUGACAGAGACCAUUUUCAAAACAGAUUACAAACACUUGGAGUCAAAUGUGAGGUCAAACCAUUAUCUUCGGGAGAUGUAUUAUGGGUUGGUAGAAACACAAGCACAGGCACUGAAGCUGUAUUGAAUUAUCUUUGUGAAAGGAAGAGACUUGACGAUUUAUAUGAUUCAAUAAAAGAUGGACGGUUCCAGGAGCAAAAGAAUAGAAUGAAGAAAACCGGUCUCAAGCAUUGUUAUUAUCUUGUUGAAGAUAUGGUUAGUUAUCAAGACAAAGUAUCUAACUUGAUGGAUAGCAUACAAUCUUCCUUAACCCAAACAAUGACCACAGCAAGAUUAUAUUUGAGACGGUUUAAAGAUAUUGAUGAAACAACAGCAUUUAUUGCCUCUAACACUAAAGUAAUUGAAACCUUUAAAUCAGACUUGAUUGUCAUCAAGCCUCAAGAUAUCAAAAACCAACAAGAUUAUUUAGAUAUCCUUUUAAAAUUUAGAAACAAGUUUGAAAAAACACAACCCCACCAAGAUAAACCAGACUAUGAAUGUGUUCAAUUGUUUUCACGCUUUCAAGAUAUGUUGGGUAAAACAAACCAAAUGACUGUAAAGGAAAUGUUUAUAUUGAUGUUGAUGACAAUUAGAGGAGUAUCUUUAGAAAAGGCAGUGGUCAUACAAAAUCGAUUCCCAACACCAAAGAGUUUACUUGAGUAUUAUCAUACAGAGCAUGCUACUACCGAAGCGAAUGUUAAAAGAGACUUGAUGAUGAACGAGUUUAAAGAUCAAAUUGGUAAUAAAAAAAUUGGUAAAGCUUUACUGGAAAAGAUUUAUAAUGUUUGGGGCAAACCUUGA
Molecule: messenger RNA, 1845 nt
Organism: Candida dubliniensis CD36
Lineage: Eukaryota; Fungi; Ascomycota; Pichiomycetes; Serinales; Debaryomycetaceae
Exons: 1
Coding region: 1-1845 (614 amino acids)
Biological process (GO): resolution of meiotic recombination intermediates; double-strand break repair via break-induced replication; mitotic intra-S DNA damage checkpoint signaling
Cellular component (GO): nucleus; Holliday junction resolvase complex
Molecular function (GO): DNA binding; crossover junction DNA endonuclease activity; 3'-flap endonuclease activity
Source: RefSeq, a predicted model, not a curated record